AUGCCCCUGGCUCGUAUUCGCCUCCGGCGUUGGCUUCUUACGGUUCUACUCACUAGUGCACUUCGAGCAAUCGACGGCCAGUGCCCGUGGGAAGGAUCCCCCGACCUUCACGCAUCCUGCGUCUGUGCUUUAAAUCUAGCAACAGACUUGUCUGUUCAAUGUGAUGAGGUGGACUUUCCAGCACUAUUGGCGGCUUUAAAUUCGAGCACUAAAAAUGUGGCAAUUGAUCUCCUUUACAUAAAUAAUUCAACGAUUCCUGUUCUCGCAAAUGAUAUGUUUGCAAAUCUAAAGAUACAUAAUCUUCAGAUAUCAACUUGUAAAAUGAAGAAGAUCGAAGACGACGCCUUCAGAGGACAAAGCGCAUAUCUCAAGAAUUUAAAUUUGCAAGAUAAUGAAUUAACAGAAGUCCCGGUCAAAGCUUUAAAGAUGCUCACAAAUCUAUCUCUAUUAGACAUAUCUAAAAAUCGUAUCACUCACAUAAACAAUCACGCAUUCAUCACACUUAGAAAACUGACGACACUAAAAAUAUCAGACAAUAAUGUAACUUUGGAAUCGCUAGCAUUGUCGGGAUUGGAAAAUUCAUUAAAAAAUUUAAAUCUUAAAGGUACGAAACAAAAAGUGGUCCCUGAAUGUAUUCGAGGUCUACGAAAUUUGGCGUUUUUAGACCUUUCUCAGAACAGUAUAAGAGAAUUACCAGGUCCUGAUGGUAAAGGAACUUUUGAAGGACUAGAUUCGUUAACAGCUUUAAAUCUGGAGAGAAAUCUUAUCGUUACAUUAAGAGAAGAUGCGUUUAUGGGGAUAAAAUCAACGUUAACUUCUUUAAGCCUAUUAAAUAAUCUACUGCCAGAAUUUCCCACUGCGGCAAUCGGUACACUUACUGAUUUGAGGGUCCUCGAUAUUGGAUUUAAUCUAUUAAAUAGACUACCCACUGAUGCAUUUUUGAAUAAUCCAUCUAUAACCCUUUUGGCUUUAGACGGAAAUCCAUUGCCAACAGUCCCUGUAGAAGCCUUCAUUCACCUUAAUCAAACUUUGCGAGGAUUAAGUUUAGGGGGCCGCUUUUUGAACUGCGACUGUAGGUUACGAUGGAUCAUUGAAUGGAUACAUAAUGGAGAGCUUCAAGUUACAUCUAGGGAAAGAAACCCUCAAUUUUGUGGUCAUCCUCCUAAUUUUCGUGAGCGAGGAUUUUACAGUUUUGAACCGAAUGAAUUAGUAUGCGAAAAUGACAAAAAUACAACAGCCGAACAAUCAACAACACACAAAUUAAUAGAUUUACUACCAAAUCCCAGCACAACAGUAUCAAGCACAACUUCUCGUGAAACAGUUAUUAGCUCUUCGACGGAAUUUUAUAGUACAACAUCUGUUACCAAUAGUCAAACAUCGUCAAAACCUAUAACCACACAACCUUCUCCAUCAACCACAGUCCGACCGGGACGUAUUCCUUCAGUACGACCAGCUUCACCAAUUUGGCGUCACGCACCGAAUCAACGUCCACCUCUAAUAAUGAAUUUUCCACAACAAAAGUCCAAAAUAGAUGAUUCAAAGGAGGUCAUAGUAAAAAACGCUUAUAGACAAGAUAACUCUGUGGUAAUACAUUGGGAUUCAGAUGUCGCAAAUAUUCUGGGCUUCCGAGUUGUAUAUCGCCUUUUUGGAGACAAAAGUUUCAAACAAGGACCUCCAUUAGAAGCCAGUGAGCGAGAAUUCAAGAUAAAGAGCGUCCCAUCUCAGGAGUGCAUCGUGGUCUGCGUGAUCUCCUUAGAGGAGGUUAACGUCAGCCCAGAGACAGUGCCGUACUCUCAAUGCAGAGAAGUGCGCACUGUGUCAGCAGCCGCCUCAAACAUGGACAAGAUUACGAUAGCAGCCAGCGCUGCUAUUUGCGGCACAAUAGUCGUCGCGGUGUUGAUCUUCGCGGCCGCAUCCCGACGGCGAUCUCGAACUGUACAUCGUUUGCACACUCAAGCUCCAGAGAAACUACCCAACUCCUGUUGCGGCGGCCUCACGGGAACCCCGAGCCCCAAUGGCCCCUUAUCUUCAUUAGCUACACUAGGUGCUUUUGGAAAGCAGCGUGAGUGGGAUCAAGUGUCGGCUUAUAGUGCACGGUCAAUUCCGCGUGCACGCACAUAUACUGAACCAGCUCAUCCAGACCCGCUGCCAGGGCGGCCUGGACGAACACGUUCACUCGCAGAUGGCCAGUCACAGCACAGCUACUCGCAGUCUGGCCGAUAUGGAGCCCCUGGAUACCCAGGAAGCUUAUUAGGAUCGAGAACUGAUCUUCGACAAUCGCGCCAGUCCCUAGGGGCCGCUUCUGAACGCGCAUCGCGAUUGUCAUUGAGCGGCGCGGCAGGAGGCGCGACGGGCGGCACUUCGGGAUCGAGAAGGCGUCCACGCUCAAGGUCGCGCCCCGCAAGCCGCUACAGCGUUGGCUCCAUUGGGAUGGGUUACUGCGAUACUUCAGAUAACUGGACCGAUCACGAUAUGGAUAUUUACAUGGCGCGAAACCCUACGACUCGGGGAGGGCUGGUGCCGUUAUAGCGUGCGAGCAGCACGGAGCGGGAAGACGAGACGUCGCGCGCGCAUUGCUCGCCAUCGCGGACAGUCAGCACGACCUUUAUCUCGUCGUGUGUACAUAAAACCCGCCCGAGGAGCCACUGGCACCAACAUUACCACCGGCACAGCCGCCGAUCUCAGCGAUCGCGACGCAGGUGCUCACGGCAGCUGGACAGAUAGUGACAACAAUGGAACCUUAGAUUAGAAUAAUUUCGUUACCGCUAACUGUCGGAUGUAUGUACUUAACGAAGACUGCUCAAACUUUUUUGUAUGAAACUAAUUGUAAAUGUGUAUUCUGUUUACUCUUUAUCGCCUUUAGGCAAAGAUUAAUUUAAGAAAUAGGAAUGAAAAGAUGUAAUUUCUGGUUGACAGUAACCACUUUUAUUUCAAUGACAUAUGGGCCACUGUAAUAGAUCACACCAUUUGAGUCAAGUUUAACCUGACCCGGAAUGAAGUGCUUUACUUAUUUUAGGUAUGUGAAUUAAGAAAAUAGAACUAACUAAAAAGAUUGUACAUAUGAGAAUGUUUUGACUUCCCUUGAAGCCUAGUCACAUUUCUCAAUCAAGAACAUUGAAUCGAAUUACUUUAUCAAUAAUUUAGGUAACAGAAAUAUGUAUUAAUAGUAAGAUUUUUAUGAAAAUAAAUAUAUUUUUGUUAAGUAGACAAUUUAGACAUUGUACAUAUUAGAUAAGAAACUAGACAUAAAGUAUGUUAAUAGUUAUUAGUUUGAAAAUUACCAAAUGCAAAAGAGGAGCAAUCCAAAUGGUGCUAUUUUCCAUAAUGUUGAGCAACAAUCCAAUCAAAUGUACAUAAGUAUGCAGUUAUAUUGUUGUAAAAGUGUUUAUUAUUUGUAUAAAAAAUAUUAC
Molecule: messenger RNA, 3410 nt
Organism: Amyelois transitella
Lineage: Eukaryota; Metazoa; Arthropoda; Insecta; Lepidoptera; Pyralidae
Gene: haf
Product: leucine-rich repeat and immunoglobulin-like domain-containing nogo receptor-interacting protein 1
Exons: 4
Coding region: 1-2529 (842 amino acids)
Molecular function (GO): protein binding
Source: RefSeq, a predicted model, not a curated record